AUGGCCCUACGCCUGAGAAGUAGCAAGGAUGUCAAGAAGAGCUUCUAUUACGUCUGGUACCUUGGCGCGAGAGAGGCUAAGGGAGUGGACGCGAUGCCCGGUGCCAUAGCUUACCUGCUGGAGCGGGAACGACUUCAAGAACCUUUCAAGGUCACACUGCAGGUUAGCAACAAAGGUCUAAAGAUUAUACAAACGGUUCACCCGGGUGGUUCGACGAGGUCGGCGGUGAAACACUUGGUACCAGGUCACGCAGUGCUGGCAGCCGUGCAACGGGAGGACAUCGUAGCCGCGACUCUCCUUCUGCCGAAUCCUGCAACAAACAAUCCUGUACACGUGCACGCAUACAGAUGCGAUUCAGUCGAGACCGCCGAAUUGUUGGGUGGCCAGUUGAAAGCGUUGGCGUCACACACCGACAAUUUGGCCAGGGUCACGGCGAGCGAAGGCAGAAUCCGCAGCAAUCUAGGCAGCGACGGUCGAAGUACCAGAGAGUCCGAGUCUUCUGAAGGCAGCGGUGAGCUCAGACACGAUCCGGUCCAAACCACGACCAUUUACGAGUCUCUGGCCGCGGAGCUGCGGGCGAAAUUAGGCAGAGGUAAUUCCGACGACAAUGACGUCGGUCCGAUAUUACUGCCGCCGCGCGACUAUGACACCGUCCACAGACACCGCGGCAAUUUGGCCGGCAUCGAGUUUAGACGUUGCUUAAAUCAGACUAUCGUGGGUGGUAGCACGGCCAUUGACAGGAGUGGCACGAGGAGUGCAGCCAGCAGCGGCAUAGGAUCCGAUAGCGCGGCAACGCCACCGCCUUAUCAGACGCAUCAUCCCCUCGGCCAGAGACCGUCCAGACCAUCCAGAGAUUCUUCUUCCGAUGACGAUUGGGGUGCGCUAAACGAGGAGAAUGAUUAUUUGCCGGAAGUGGAAACAGCUGCAUCGAGUCUGACGUUGCCGCGACUGCCGCGAAGCCCUGAAAGACUAUCCAAUCAAGCGAACAGAGGAAUUUCGCCCAACUGUAACAGGAAUCGACGAGCGGCGGAGUUUAGACAGCGAUCGCCGAGUCCUCAAUAUCAACCGAGGGUCAAUCCCGGCGAGGUGACCAGUCCCAGAGAAAGGUUCCAAGAUGCCAAGGAAAUGUUUAGGGCUAUGGAGAGGGAGGCCAUCGCCAGACCCGUUUUCUCCAAACAGAGAGACAUCGAGCAUCAUCCUGUACACAGGGUCGAAUCGGCCAGACAAGUCCACGAGGAUCGAUCCGGUCGUCAAUAUCCGACGAGCAUGCACUCCAUGUCUUCACAUGAUCAUGUAAUGAGACGAAAUCAGCCGGACGCGCUGGAUCGUGAAAAUGGUGUGUCUUAUAAGGGCAGAUCGCGACCCAGGACUCAUCAUUAUGCAAAUGAACGUUCAUCUGAACCGGAGAUUUCGAGGCCACGACCGAGAAGCUUCUAUGAAAAUCCGGCGAUCGGCAGGGAUUUCAGAGAUCAAAGGAAUCCCAUCGAUCAGAGAGAACAGGUGCGAGAGUUUCGAGAACAUAUGCAGCACUCGCGAGAAUUGCGUGACAAGCUGCGGACGAGGAGCGCGACUUAUCAGGAGCUGUCGGAGCAUGAAAGAUACCCCGGACUUGACCGCGAAAGUGCCAGACCUGCGUUAGAGAUGAUCCCGACACCUGGUAGAUACCGUCACAGCUAUGCCGAGCCGCCGAGACUCGGUCUGGCCGCGCUCCAUCCCUAUUGAUGCAUUAAUUUUUGUUAAUUGAUGAAUUAUUUAAUUAAUCGACAUGUCGCGUUAUAUCAUACUGUUCGUGUAUUGCGCCUUGACCGUUCAGUAUGCUCGUGGUUAUAAUGGCCUUUAUCCUGCCCCAUAAAAUGAGGGAGGAGGAAGGAGAUGGAAGAUCUGCGAGAUAUGGAUAUUUUCUAUUUUUCGAUUUUUGGAGGCCAAAUAACAAGGAAGUAAAUUUUUAAUUAAUAUUAAUAUCAUUCGUCACCGUCGAUUGCUCACAUAAUUAAAGGCUGCAAAAACGAAUAAUUUAAUACGAUAUAAUCCAUUGUUGGUAAACUAAAUAUUACUCGUAAUACUUAUUAAAUACUCUUAUUAAACUUGAUAUAACAAUUUUUCAGAUUUUAAAAUUAAUUGCAGAUAUGCAUCUAUAACGAUUUGAUUAUGCUACUGAACAGUCAAUGCAAAUUAAAGAUUGUAUAUGUAUGUAACGAGAGUAAAUGAAGCUUGUAUAUGUAUCACACUUUUAAUGAAUCUAAUUAUGAUUUUGUGUAUCGUUGUUAUCGAGUAUAAACAGAGGAUCUCGUUAACAAAAUGGUUCUAAUUAAUAGCGAAAUGCAACACAAUUCCAACAUAUGUACAUGCUAUCUUGUUACGCGUCAGAUGCCACACUAACAAUAUAAUAAUAAUAGUAACAACAUAAUAAUAUUGAUAAUAACAGUACCAAUAAUAAUUAUAAUAA
This is a messenger RNA of Formica exsecta, 2446 nucleotides long. RefSeq names its product zinc finger CCCH domain-containing protein 13. NCBI's taxonomy places the organism in Eukaryota, Metazoa, Arthropoda, Insecta, Hymenoptera, Formicidae. The transcript has 7 exons. The coding region runs from base 1 to 1722 and encodes 573 amino acids. The record is from RefSeq and is a predicted model, not a curated record.